AUGAACAAACAGAGCAAAAUGAAUAAACAGAGAAAACAGAUUUUAAAAGGUCAUUAUAAUACUACUUGUAAUUUUUACAAAAAAUAUUGGCAUAAAGGAUUACUCGAAGAAUGUAAAAAUCAUUUAGCAAACUUAUGUUCAAAAGUACAAUCAGAAGUUCGAGAUUUAUUUUUAAAAAAAAUAUUAAAAUAUAAUUUAAAAAAAUCAAAUAAAAAAAGAAAACUUAAUGAAAAACAAUCACAAACAAAAGUUAGUAAUUUUAUUGAAAGUACAAAAUUAACUGAUGAAAGAAUUAAAGAUAUCAAUCAUGCACUAAUUAAAACUUUUGUAAUAUCUCAAGAAAUAACUAUUACAAAUCAAAAAGUUAUUAUAGAAAUAAAUAGUCAAGACAAUUUAACUUUAUGUCAAAUACUUAAAGAUAUUGCAAAUGAAAAAGUAGUUAAAGGAGAUCAUAUUUGUCAACUUGCAAUAAAACUUUUUACAAUUACUCCUUAUGCUGCUGGAUGUGAAAGAAUUUGGUUAAGACUUGGAUGGUAUUAUGGAAAAAGAAAAACUAGUCUUUCUUUAGAUAAACUUGAAAAUAUGCAAAAAUUAAUUGCAUUUUAUAUUUCUAAUAUAAAAAAAGAAUUACCAUAUUAUGGUAACAAUAAAGUAACAGAAGAAUUACAAAAAAUAAUAUAUGAUGUACAGUUAUUUAAUAAUGAAAAUGAUAUUAAUGAAAAUGAUAAUUAUGAAAAUAUUAAUUUUGAAGAAGAAGAUAGACUUGAAAUUGAAGAUUUAGUUAAUUUAGAUGCAAAGAUAUUUGAAACAAAUAAUGUUUUUGUAUAUGUUGAUAAUAAUAAUUUUAUUGUAAUAACUGAAAAUAAUGAAAAUAAUGAAAAUAAUAGUAAUAUUGAAUAUGAAAAUUGGAAUCCCAAUGAAGCUAAACCUUCGAAUUUACCAAACAACAAAAAAAUGUCAAUGAGAUUACCACCAGUUAUUAUGGACAAUGGAACGGGGUACACGAAGCUUGGCUUCGCGGGUAAUAAUAACCCCUCUUUCGUAUUCCCCACGGUCAUAGCAACACGGGACUCGUCUGGAACUGGUGUAUCUGGUGGCUCGGUGACUGCAAAAUCUUCGGGAAGCCUUGCUUCAAAACGUGGUAUUGAGGAUCUAGAUUUUUUUAUCGGGAAUGAAGCACUUUCUAAUUCAAAAACAUACGGUUUACAUUAUCCCAUUCGACAUGGUCAAAUUGAUAAUUGGGAUCAAAUGGAAAGGUUUUGGGAACAGAGCAUUUUUAAGUACUUAAGAUGUGAACCGGAAGAUCAUUAUUUUCUCCUGACAGAACCACCACUUAAUGCACCCGAAAAUCGAGAACAAACGGCCGAAAUAAUGUUUGAAUCUUUUAAUAUUCAAGGACUUUACAUUGCUGUUCAAGCUGUAUUGGCUUUGGCAGCUAGCUGGGCUUCGAACAGGACAUCGGAUUUUGUAUUAACUGGUACGGUUGUUGAUAGUGGCGAUGGUGUUACUCACGUUAUUCCUGUGGCGGAAGGGUAUGUAAUUGGAUCAUCAAUUAAACAUAUUCCAAUUGCAGGCCGUGAUAUCACGUAUUUCGUUCAACAACUUCUUCGUGAUCGGAAUGAAACUUCCAUUCCGCCAGAGGAUUCAUUGAAAGUGGCAGAAAAAAUUAAAGAAUUAUAUUCAUAUGUUUGCCCAGAUAUUGUCAAUGAGUUUAAAAGAUAUGAUCACGAAGGUGAUAAAUAUUUUAAAAAAUAUCAAGGAAUACACAGUGUGACUGGACAGUCAUAUGAAGUUGAUGUAGGAUUUGAACGUUUUUUGGGACCUGAAAUAUUUUUUAAUCCCGAGAUUGCAUCAUCAGAUUUCUUAACACCUCUCCCUGAAGUAGUUGAUAAUAAUAUUGUACUUUCAGGUGGAUCAACAAUGUUUAAAGAUUUUGGUAAACGCCUUCAACGAGACAUUAAGCGGGAAGUUGAUGGUCGUAUUAAAAAAAGUGAAGAAUUAAGUGGCGGUUUAAUAAAGUCAAAACCUAUUGAUGUAAACGUUGUCUCUCACAAAAAGCAACGAUAUGCUGUUUGGUUUGGUGGUUCAUUAAUUGCUAAUAUGGGUGAAUUUUAUUCAUAUUGUCACUCAAAAGCUGAAUAUGAAGAAUGUGGGCCAAGCAUUUGCCGGCACAAUCGAGUUUUCGGAUCUAUGAAUUGA
Molecule: messenger RNA, 2199 nt
Organism: Diversispora eburnea
Lineage: Eukaryota; Fungi; Glomeromycota; Glomeromycetes; Diversisporales; Diversisporaceae
Source: the annotation of a GenBank genome assembly